AUGCAGUUGCGUAGGUGGUCUUAUGCCCAGUGUCGAUGGGCCAUCCAAGUAUUCCUCGGCAACCUUUCGCUGCCACCUAAACAAGUAAUGUUGGAAGACAUAGCUCGUAAAAGAGCGCUGAUGAAAAGACGAUACUUCCAAAGUGAAAAACACACCAUACAGGUUGACUACGUCAAAUACAUGGACGAAGUUGCUAUGAUUCUUGGCUGCAAACCCGAUAUUUACAAGAUUAUGUUACCAGAUCCUCGUUUCGCACUGCGACUUUUUCUGGGUGCGAACGUGCCGUAU
This is a messenger RNA of Strongylus vulgaris, 288 nucleotides long. Lineage: Eukaryota; Metazoa; Nematoda; Chromadorea; Rhabditida; Strongylidae. The record is from the annotation of a GenBank genome assembly.